Messenger RNA from Aspergillus fischeri NRRL 181, 1203 nucleotides. Its product is annotated as cytochrome and DOMON domain-containing protein. The record is from RefSeq and is a predicted model, not a curated record. NCBI's taxonomy places the organism in Eukaryota, Fungi, Ascomycota, Eurotiomycetes, Eurotiales, Aspergillaceae. The coding region runs from base 1 to 1203 and encodes 400 amino acids. The transcript is spliced from 2 exons.
AUGCAUUGGAGUAGACUCCUGCAUCUGGCACUUGCGCCCCUUGCCGCCGCCCAAAUCUACUCUUUCUCUCCCGCGAGCGAUAUCGUCUAUAGCGUGGUAGUACCUGAAAGCACAGCUUCCUCCAACUCCGGGCCAAUCUACUUCCAGAUCUGCGCACCCGCCUCGUAUCAAUGGGUGGCUCUUGGCCAAGGCUCGCAGAUGGCGGGCUCUAACAUGUUCGUCAUGUACGCCGCCUCUGCCAACAACGUCACCCUCUCUCACCGGUCUGGCAGGGGUCGCUUCUCGCCGAGCUACAACCCCGAUGCGCAGAUCGAGCUCCUAGACGGUACUGGUAUCAGCAACGGGUACAUGACUGCCAAUGUGCGCUGCAAUAACUGCCUUCAAUGGACCGGCGGCUCUCUGGAUCCGUCCAGCAGCUCAAGUAGCUGGAUCUGGGCAGAGAAGCAGGGUCCCGCGAUUGACUCCAGCGAUCCCACGUACGCUAUCACGCGGCAUGAUUCCCGCGGCGUGCACGCCAUUAGUAUGUCACAGGCCCGCGUGGCCAACGUGGAUGCAUCAAACCCGUUCGCUCGGCAGAACGCGGCCUCAACCCCACAGACAGUAUCGGGGACCACAGCCUCCAAUUCAGACUCGAUAUUAAUAGCCCACGCCGUCCUCAUGAGCGUCGCCUUUGUCGUGUUCUUCCCGUCCUUCGCUAUCUCAAUCCACAUUAUCCCCUACUCCAAGACCGUCUCGCGCAUCCACGCACCACUGCAACUCUUCACCCUGGCUAUGGCCCUCGCGGGACUCGGACUGGGAGUCUACCUCGGCGUCGAUACAAACCAAAUGGACAAGUACCACCCGAUCAUCGGGCUGGUCGUUAUCGGAAUGCUGGUUCUCUUCCAGCCCCUCAUGGGCUUACUCCAACAUGUGCAUUUCCGACGCACCGGCGGGAAGAGUUUCUUCGCAUACGUGCAUUGCUGGCUAGGCCGGACCCUGAUCGCCCUUGGCAUCAUCAACGGCGGGUUAGGGUUCCUGCUUACCAAGAAUGCGGGCAACCCUGCGCCGAAGGGCGCGGUCAUCGCCUACUCGGUUGUUGCAGGUGUGGUCGGCCUGGCGUAUCUCAUUUUCGUGAUUGUGCUUCCGUUCAGGUCGAAGAAGGGUGCUGCGCCGCAGAAGGUGGCGUUGUCGAAUGGGUCAGGUGAGGGAAUUGCUGCGCAGUAG